Messenger RNA from Nicotiana tabacum (common tobacco), 994 nucleotides. RefSeq names its product mitotic spindle checkpoint protein MAD2. The record is from RefSeq and is a predicted model, not a curated record. Gene Ontology annotation, biological process: mitotic spindle assembly checkpoint signaling. Gene Ontology annotation, cellular component: cytoplasm; kinetochore; nucleoplasm. NCBI's taxonomy places the organism in Eukaryota, Viridiplantae, Streptophyta, Magnoliopsida, Solanales, Solanaceae.
UGGCCUCUUUCUUCUGCCAUUGCCCUUUUUUGGACAACACCAAAUUUUACGAGCUCCUUUAUAAUUGCUACUCUUUUACUCUGGUCUACUUAUUGGCCAUUGAUAAAUAUAUGGUACUCCUCACCUCAUGACCCUAAGAGACAAAAUAUACAGUUUUCAUAAAUAGACAAAUCCAUCUCGUGAGCACUUACAAUAAUACCAUUAUAUUAGGUGAAUUUCUACUAAUCAAUCCCCUUUGUAAUCUAGUGAUUUUGAAUAAUGGCAUCAAGAACAGCCACCAAGGACAUAAUCACGCUUCGCGGAUCAGCAGCAAUUGUCGGUGAAUUUUUUGGCUAUGCAGCAAAUAGCAUUUUGUACAAUAGAGGAGUAUAUCCUGAAGAAAGUUUUGCGAAGGUGAAGAAAUAUGGUCUGCAGAUGUUACUUACUCAAGAUGAAGGUGUCAAGACCUUCAUUUCCAAUUUGACUGCCCAACUCUCUGAGUGGUUGGAAGCUGGAAAGCUACAAAGGAUGGUUCUUGUAAUCAUGAGCAAGGCCUCUGGUGAGGUACUAGAGAGGUGGAAUUUCAGUGUCGAAACCGACAGCGAGGUUGUUGAGAAAGGUGUUUCAAGGGAGAAAAGUGACAAAGAAAUAAUGAGGGAAAUUCAAGCAAUUAUGAGGCAAAUUAUUUCAAGCGUCACUUUUUUGCCUUGCCUUGAGGAACCAUGUGUGUUUGAUGUGUUAGCAUACACUGAUACAGAUGUUGCAGUUCCAUUCACUUGGAUUGAGAGUGAUCCUAAACUGAUUGCAAAUCCACAUAUGGUUAAACUGCAUUCAUUUGACACCAAGAUUCACAAGGUUGACACUUUGGUUUCAUAUAAAAAUGAUGAAUGGGAUGAGGCUUAAACCGUCCUCCUUUUUCUUUAAUGAGUUGAUGCUGUGAAUCAUUGAUUCACAUUUUAUAUGUUAGACUGUGUAAAUCUUGAAGUUGUAUCCAAGAUCAAUUUCUUUGUGUGAA